AUGACCCAAGCGAAAUACAACAGGAAAAACAUCUUCUACUUCAGAGUGCUGGAGCACAAAAAGAAGACUGUGGCAGUCUGUUUCCCGGCUGACGGAGAGCCCCUGCCUGUUUCCUACGUCUCUAACGGCACUGCUGCGAUUACCGACUGGUUGAAGGCCAACUUUUCUGACACUAGCAACACCACAGUUGUCAUUGUGGACCCCGUCACCGACAGAAAGUACUCUCUUUCAACCAACCAGAAGCUCCUCAACGCCAUUUCCAGGCAUGUCGAGAUAGUCGUCCCCUACGUGUUUCAGUGGGUAGCGUACGACCGACCCACGGGCGAAAACUACAAGAACCUCAAUUUUCCGUUUCAAAUGACUGAGAAAUAUCUCAACGCGGGCUACCCUCUUCCCAACGCCAUUGAGCAGGGGUUCAGGGGUGCCAAUCUCAAGAAGGCAUGGAAGUAUGUGAACCUGGACAACUUUGACGCGGAACUCGACUGUAUCAAAACAGAUAUCAAGUUUGAGCGUUUCUACAACUCCUUCUACACUAAACAUGCGUCAUCUGGAGAAUGGUCAGCCAAGUUCAUGACAGAUCCUAAGCAUUUGCGCAUGAAGAAGUACAAGAUUGGGCGUCAAGAGGGACUUGACAACGGAACUAUCCAGCCAGUUUUCUGCACUAAGGGAGAUGGAGGGUAUGAAGUUCGAACCGGCUGGGUCGCGGCAGAUGAUGUAAAGGUCAAGCUGGAGAAGGCCCGGUCUGGUUUCGACUAA
Messenger RNA from Yarrowia lipolytica CLIB122, 756 nucleotides. RefSeq lists its product as uncharacterized. The record is from RefSeq and is a predicted model, not a curated record. NCBI's taxonomy places the organism in Eukaryota, Fungi, Ascomycota, Dipodascomycetes, Dipodascales.